AGUGCAAAUGAAAGCUAACAAAUAAUAUAUAUUAUUUAUUAGUGAACAGAGAAGAGGAGAUUUUUUAAUUUUUAAUUUGACUUUCUUGUUUUCUCCACUGUAAAGUUGUGAACAGAGUACCAGGUGGAAAACAAGAACGUAAAUUCGUAGUAACAGCAAAGAAGGCUCGUCUAAAAUUAAAAAGAAAAAAGUCCUCACUUUCAAAAAGGUUUAUUUUUUCGUUGUUAUCUUUUAUUUUAUUUUAUUUUAUUUUUUUGUUUUUCAUCUUCAACCAAAGCCUUAAAUACUGGUGCCUUGCUGUCUCCCUGAAUAUGGUUUUCUUCAUCUCUUGGACUGGGAAGAGAAUCAGGAGCUGAAAAUGGGUAAUUGCUGGGGAUUUCCCUCUGAUCAACGUAGCCCAAGUAAGAAUACCGCAUAUCCUCCUGCCUCAACUCCAGGGAAAUCGAAUAAUAUCAGCGACAACAUAGAUUUGUUCUCUCCAACAACAGCAAGCAACAGCAGCUUCGGCAAGAGUCAAUUAUCAGAGGCGGUGAGUGAAAGGCUGGAUGAGACGAAUCCCAGUGGAAAAAUUUUGGAGACCCCAAAUCUCAAAGUCUUCAGCUUUGCUGAUUUAAGGAGCGCAACCAAGAACUUCAAGUCAGAUACUCUUCUGGGUGAGGGUGGUUUUGGUAAAGUUUACAAGGGUUGGAUGGAUACCAGGACUCUUGUUCCUUCAAAGAUUGGCUCUGGUAUGGUUGUUGCUAUCAAGAAAUUGAACUCUGAAAGCAUGCAAGGAUUUCAAGAAUGGCAGUCAGAGGUGAACUUUUUAGGAAGGCUUUCCCAUCCUAAUUUGGUUAAGUUGUUGGGUUACUGCUGGGAGGAUAAAGAGCUGCUCCUUGUGUAUGAGUUCAUGCCUAAAGGAAGCUUGGAAAAUCAUCUUUUUCGACGAAACCCAGCUAUUGAACCUCUAUCUUGGGAAAUACGGCUUAAGAUUGCCAUUGGAGCAGCUCGAGGACUUGCUUUUCUACAUACUUCAGAAAAGCAGGUCAUUUACAGAGAUUUCAAGGCCUCAAAUAUACUGCUUGAUGCGAACUAUAAUGCGAAGAUAUCAGAUUUUGGCUUGGCAAAAUUAGGACCAUCUGGUGGAGACUCACACGUGACAACCAGAAUUAUGGGCACAUAUGGUUAUGCUGCUCCGGAAUAUGUUGCCACAGGUCAUCUUUAUGUGAAGAGCGAUGUGUAUGGUUUUGGUGUUGUGCUGCUCGAGAUGAUGACAGGCUUACGAGCGCUGGACAACAGGCGUCCAAACGGUCAACAAAAUCUGGUGGAGUGGAUGAAGCCGAUUCUGUCGCAUAGAAGAAAGCUGAAAGUCAUAAUGGAUGCAAAAAUAGAAGGACAAUAUUCAUCAAAGGCUGCAUGGCAGGCUGCUCAGCUUACCCUGAAAUGUCUAGAGGGGGAACCUAGAAGCCGCCCCUCCAUGAACGAAGUGGUCGAGGUGUUAGAACAGAUCGAGGCCAUGGACAAAUUGAAGUUCAAGUCUUUGCAGCCUACGAUAGAUCGCCGUGCCCAGCAGCAAAACAGUAAUCAUCGUUCGGCCCUUCAAUCGAAGGCAACUGCACAAAGGACCAGGAGCUACCCUCAAUGAUACAUACAGAAAGUGAAGUAAAAUAUGCACAAAGAUGAAUUCAACAACAAGAAAUCAAAUUUUUUUCACA
Molecule: messenger RNA, 1694 nt
Organism: Carica papaya (papaya)
Lineage: Eukaryota; Viridiplantae; Streptophyta; Magnoliopsida; Brassicales; Caricaceae
Product: putative serine/threonine-protein kinase PIX13
Biological process (GO): protein phosphorylation
Molecular function (GO): protein kinase activity; ATP binding
Source: RefSeq, a predicted model, not a curated record